CGGAGGUGGAGGCCCAUGGGACUCCACGGAGCAUCACUCUCAGUGCUCAGUAGCCGCGACAACACUGUCCCAUCGGACGGAGAAUCGCAGAGUAAGUGAAGGAAGGAAGGAGAAUCAGAACAGCUGACGGACGCGCGCUCCCUCGAGCAAAGAAUCGAGACCAGCGGCGUGCAAGCCAUGAAAGGUCCGCGCGAAGGCCUGCCGCUCCUAGAUUGAACAACGAGAUCCCAAUGAAUGCAGCACGAGAUUGUGGCUGGAAGUCAGAGUCGGUGAUUGCUCCUUAGCUCCUUAAACUCUUGUUCGUGGGGUCAGGAUGCCUCGUGAACGAUCGGGUCGGAGAAUUUCGUGUUGAUUUCCUGCUUCAGCGAUGAAGAUGAUGAUGACAUGGUAGAGAAUUCCGCCGCCUAGGAGUUGUAGCAGAUCGGGCUUUCUUUUGAGGUGGCGAGACAGGGGAUUCGAUCUGAGAGCGGAAGGAGAGCCGUGGGAACGCUGGAAGGUUGAAAGAAAAUCCUCAGGCGUGACGGAGAAGGAUGGGGAGAUCAGAGGACUCUCGCAGACUUUUGUGGUCGCUUUUGUUCUUGACUUUGUUACCUUGUGUUUUAUCCAUCUACUGUGAUGAGGAUGAUUGCUACGACCUGCUCGGAGUGACACAGGCCUCAACAACCUCGGACAUCAAGAAAGCUUACUACAAACUCUCCUUGAAGCUUCAUCCAGACAAAAAUCCGGAUCCCGAGGCUAAGAAGCAGUUCAUCAAAGUAGCCAAUGCCUAUGAGAUUCUAAGUGAUGAGGCAAAACGUGAGCAGUAUGAUUAUGCCAUUGCUCAUCCAGAAGAGGUCUUUUAUAACACUGCUCGUUACUACCAAACAUAUUACGGGCCACAAGCUGAUCUGCGAGCUGUGCUGGUCGGGCUUCUAAUUAUACUUUCAGGAUUCCAGUAUUUGAACCAGUGGACUCAUUACAGUCAGAUGGUGGACAUGGUGAAACAAACACCAGCAUACAAGAACAAGUUGAAAGCUCUGGAGCUUGAACGAAAUGGUUCACUGUCAAGUAAAAAAAAGGGAUUCAAACCGAAAACUAGAGGAGUUGACGUCGAGGAACUCAGUAAGGAACUAGAGCUGCAAAUUCAGGGGGCUGAAAAGCCAACAGUGUGGAGACUACUCGGCAUCCGUUUCAUCUUGUUACCCUACACCAUCGGCAAGCUUGCAAUCUGGCAAGGACGGUGGAUUUGGAGAUACUGGAUACAGAAGCUACCGUAUACAUGGGAGGAUGCUGCUUAUUUGACGAAAUACCAUCUCCCCUUCCCUCCCGAAGCAUGGGCUACACUGAGUGAAGAUGGUAGGGAUGAUUUGAUCAGAAAAAGACUCUGGAUACGCUCCAAUUUGGACGAAUUCGUUGCGGAGAGGAAGAAAGAAUCAAGAGAGUCAAGACGACGAAGGAACUGAUCAUGGGCCCAUUAUUUAGGCCUGCCGGCAAGAAAUCAAUAUGUAGCUUUUAGCUGCGAAGUUGCUGGAAGUUUUCCUCAAUGUUCGUGCUUCGCCUAAGAAAGUGUGUCCUUAUACCGCAGCUACAGCUGCACUAAAUUUUGAUAGCAGUAAGCACAAGGCUUUCAGUAUUCUUUACUCAACACCAAUUUUUAACUUGCAUAAAGAGAAUAAGUAUCAUUCAAGGCGAAUGUACACAACAAUUUAGUAGGACAUGGCAUACUUCUGUUAAGUUUGUCUUUCAUGAGGAAAGCAGCAGCAGCAGCAGAGAGUAAUUUUGUCAACAUCAGACAAUAGAAUUUCUGUUCAGGUGACAAUCUGAUUCUUAUCUGUACAACAUCGUAACUUCCAUCGUAUCAUGGUGUUAUAAAGAUUGUACAUGCAUGGUUUAUAUGACA
Messenger RNA from Marchantia polymorpha subsp. ruderalis, 1879 nucleotides. The record is from the annotation of a GenBank genome assembly. Lineage: Eukaryota; Viridiplantae; Streptophyta; Marchantiopsida; Marchantiales; Marchantiaceae.